Molecule: messenger RNA, 708 nt
Organism: Chilo suppressalis (striped riceborer)
Lineage: Eukaryota; Metazoa; Arthropoda; Insecta; Lepidoptera; Crambidae
Source: the annotation of a GenBank genome assembly
AUGUCUGUAGCAUCGUCAGAUUCCCAAGCGGAUUACCAUGCCUUCUCCGAGAGGACCUUGGCGGUUAUUAAACCCGAAGCCUAUGAAGAUGCGGAGGCCAUUGAGAAUACUAUCAUCAACAACGGAUUCAGUAUACUUGCAAAACGCAUAGUGCGUCUGACGCCCGAGCAAGCAGCGGAGUUGUACAAGGGCCACUACGGACGGCACCACUUCCCACACCUGGUGGCGCAUAUCUCCAGCGGGCCUGUAGUAGCGCUAGUGCUGGCUGGCAGGAACUGUAUACAGAGAUGGCGCACCCUUAUGGGACCGGCCCGGGUAGCCGAGGCGCAGGCAUACUGGCCGGACAGCCUGCGCGCGUGCUACGGCCGCCGCACGCAGUACGGAGACUUCUUCAACGCGGUCCAUGGCAGCGAAAACCACGCAGAAGCCCUUAGGGAAAUACACUUCUUCUUUCCUAGAAUGAUCAUUGGGCCGCUAGCUCGCCACUGGCAGGUGAGCGAUUACAUCCAGAAGCACAUAACUCCUACCCUUCUACCCGCGUUGACGGCUCUGGCUCACGAGAGACCCGCUGAGCCGAUAAUAUGGCUAGCGGAAUAUUUACAACGUCAUAACCCCAACGAGCCCGAGCUGGCGCCGCAGCUGCCCGAGCAGAGGGAGGACCACCGCUGCCAUACGCCGCAACCCUCACAAGAAUCACUUGUUAAAUAA